AUGCGCUCUUUUGCUCUCUCUUUCGAAUCCAGAGAGCACAAUACUAGUCCAUCAGUGAAAUUCUUAAGGAAUUCCUCAGCAAAAGCCAAAGGACAGUGUGUACGUCGGAGUGUUGUGCAGUAUCAUUUCACGAACUGGAAUGACUACAAAGCACCUGAGCGCUCCAAAGGAUUAUUGCGGCUUUUGAAUCGCUUACGAGAAUUGGCAGAAUUCAACGAUGGUCUUGUUCGCUGGCUUCGGUCGAACAGGAACAUACAAUGUGUCUUCAUCCAAAAGGCUACGGCUGAGUGGCAUCUGUUUGGCUACACGGAUAUGGAUUUUGAACAGCUGAAAGAACAUUAUCAAGAUUUGUUGGAACCAGCAAAUGAAGUAUAUAGACUUGAAAGGACUCUGGAAACUCCUGCGAAGUGCUCGUUUGCAGCCAACGAAGACAAUCUGAUGAAAAAUUGA
Molecule: messenger RNA, 450 nt
Organism: Cylicostephanus goldi
Lineage: Eukaryota; Metazoa; Nematoda; Chromadorea; Rhabditida; Strongylidae
Source: the annotation of a GenBank genome assembly